AUGAUCUCCCCGUCACCGUUAGUGCGGGUCUGCGGACGGCGAGUAAGGGUCGCUCGUCUCCCGACCAGAAUCAGACCCGAGUGUACGGUGCGUAGCUUUCCGCGCCCGCUUCAAAGAGCCUAUAGACCACCACAGACGGGGCCCUAUAGCGCUGAUGAUCAACUGAGGUUGCGGUUUAAGCGCAAUGAGGCACCGAGACCUCGGCCCAGAGACCUCGGCCCAGAGCAGAAGGAACUAGGGAAUGACUUUCGCUUCGUUAUCGGUGUAUCUGUGGAAACAAUCACUACAGAGUACAUCAAUCCGCCUCAAGGACCACCACCUCCUCCUAACUCCGUAUUAUCGAUAACAUCUAGCAACAGAUUGUUACCGGACCUACCAGCACCUAAGAUAUAUUCAUAUGGAUCUUACCCACCCCCGUCCAUUGUAAGGCCUAAUUAUUAUGAAAACUAUCCAGCAUACACGACGACUGUUGAAAUAUCAAAUCCGCCAACGAAGCCAGAACCGACUCCUGAAACUGUAACAAUCAUAGAGAAAGUUGAAAGCCCUCCUCAGCCACCUCCGCGGUUCCCGUCUUUUCCUCCUAAGCCACCGACCCCUCAGCCAGUUACACAAGAAGUUUUACAAACAAAAUAUUUUCCAGGUAAAUAUCCUCAAACAAUAGAGACUAAGACCACUAAUUUUACUAUCCCGGCUAACGAGAUCGGUUCAGAUAAAGCUGUGAUUCUGCAAAUCAACGUGCCUGCCCAGGAGCCUGUAGCGUCCAUCCUACCUCAGCCACCUUGUAUGCCUACAUUUGACAAUUCUCCUUGUGGAAUGCCUCCAAGUCCUAUUAUCGUGAUGGAAAAGUCAAAAUCUUCGUUGAAGAGUAUUCUUCCAAUUCUCUUCUUGUCUCUGUUUGAUGGAGGUCGUGGUAACAAUGGAGGCUGCAGCUGUCCGAAACCUAACAAUGUUCCAGUUCCUUACCCUAUUGCUAUACCUUAUAACAUUCCUGUUGUUACGACUCGUGGUAAAGGUAAAAGUAAAAAACCAGCAAAAGAUAACAAUGAUGAAAACGAUGACAAUAAAUGA
Spodoptera exigua (beet armyworm) is the source of this 1068-nucleotide messenger RNA. The record is from the annotation of a GenBank genome assembly. NCBI's taxonomy places the organism in Eukaryota, Metazoa, Arthropoda, Insecta, Lepidoptera, Noctuidae.